Messenger RNA from Xiphias gladius (swordfish), 7434 nucleotides. It is a transcript of the gene gapvd1, whose product is annotated as GTPase activating protein and VPS9 domains 1. The coding region runs from base 193 to 4539 and encodes 1448 amino acids. NCBI's taxonomy places the organism in Eukaryota, Metazoa, Chordata, Actinopteri, Istiophoriformes, Xiphiidae. Gene Ontology annotation, cellular component: cytosol; endocytic vesicle. Gene Ontology annotation, molecular function: guanyl-nucleotide exchange factor activity; small GTPase binding. Gene Ontology annotation, biological process: vesicle-mediated transport; regulation of GTPase activity. The record is from RefSeq and is a predicted model, not a curated record. The transcript has 27 exons.
UCUCCUCGUGAUGACAGCAAAUGACAGUACUGUUCGCUCCUGCAGAAGCCAGUGUGCGACGGCUAACCGCCAACAAACAAUUCCUUUGACUCGAGAAAUCUUUGGAUUGGCCGUGUUUAGGGAAACUGUGAACAACCAGUACACCCUAUUUACGUUUGUCAUUUACCUCUCUGCCUGCGUGACCUGGUGAAGAUGGUGAAGCCAGACAUCCACACUCUGGCCCACCACCUGAAGCAGGAGCGGCUGUACGUGGCAUCGGAGAAGCAGCUGAUCCAGAGGCUCAACAGUGAUGUGCUGAAGACAGCUGAGAGGCUCUACCGGGCCGCAUGGAUCGCCAAGCAGCAAAGGAUCAACCUCGAUCGUCUCAUUCUCACCAGUGCGGAGGCCUCUCCAGCUGAAUGCUGCCAACAUGCCAAAAUGCUGGAAGACACACAGUUUGUUGAUGGCUACAAGACUCUGGGCUUCCAGGAGACAAUCUAUGGCGAGUUUUUGGCCCGGUUGAGGGAGAACCCUAGACUGGUGGCUUCGUGCCUGGUGGCUGGAGAGAGGCUGAACCAGGAGCACACCCAGGGGGUCAUUCAUACAGUCUUCACCUCACUUUAUGGCAACUGUAUCAUGCAGGAGGAUGAGAGCUAUUUGCUACAGGUGUUGCGGUACCUGAUAGAGUUUGAGCUGAAGGAGAGUGACAACCCUCGCCGUCUGCUGCGACGGGGAACCUGUGCCUUCAGCAUCCUUUUCAAGCUUUUCUCCGAGGGCCUGUACUCAGCCAAACUCUUCCUCACUGCCACCCUCCAUGAACCCAUUAUGCAGCUGCUGGUGGAAGAUGAAGACCACUUGGAGACGGACCCAGCCAAGGUUACAGAGCGCCUCACUCCGGCCCAGCAGGAACGCUUUGGAGAGAAAGGCUCUGAGGGCUACAAACAAAGGGUGCAGGCUGCUGUGGAGGCCAAUGAAGCAAAGCUGGUAGCUUUGGUUAACAAAUUUAUUGGUUACUUGAAGCAGAACACCUACUGCUUUCCCCACAGCCUGCGCUGGAUUGUGUCCCAGAUGUACAAGACGUUGUCAUGUGUGGAGCGUCUCGAGGUAGGUGAGGUGCGCACCAUGUGUACAGACCUGCUGCUGACCUGCUUCAUCUGUCCAGCUAUAGUCAACCCGGAGCAGUAUGGUAUCAUCUCCGACGCCCCUAUCAAUGAAGUUGCCCGCUUCAAUUUAAUGCAGGUGGGGCAGCUUUUGCAGCAGUUGGCCAUGGCUGAUGAUGAUGCAGACCCAAGGCGGAAAAGCAGUUUGUCUAAAUUUGAUAAGAGUUGUGUUGCUGCCUUUCUGGAUGUGGUGAUUGGAGGAAGAGCAGUCGAGACCCCACCCAUGUCCUCGAUGAACCUUCUAGAAGGCCUCAGCAGGACUGCAGUCUAUAUUACGCAUAAUCAGCUGCUGGCACUAGUCGACUUUGUGCGGAGUGUGACUGCAGGCGACCAUCUCCGGGAGGAGGAACACAUGGCUCUGGAGAACCUGCUGGCCAAUGUGCCCCAGUCUCGAACUGUGAAGAGCAACAGUCUGGAGCUCACUCCCUCCAACACCCCCCAGCUCUCCCCGGCUACCACCCCUGCCAACAAGAAGAACAGGCUCCCCAUAGCAGCUGCUCGUAGCCGCAGCCGUACCAACAUAGCCCAGGAGGGGGAGGCAGAGGCCAGCUCCCAAGAGUCCUUACAGGAGCUGAUGCCAGAGGAUGUGCUGGUGAUUUCACUAGGAACUGGUCAUCAGACUGUCCCCGGGAUGAUGUCAGAGAAUGAGGUUUUGAAUCUGCAGAUGGCUGAUGGGGCCCAGGGGGAUGGCCAUGCUGAUGAUACCAAGCUGCAUGGUAAACCAGACAAAACCCUGCGCUUUUCCCUCUGCAGUGACAACUUGGAGGGCAUCUCAGAGGGUCCAUCCAAUCGUUCUAACUCUGUGUCAUCUCUGGACCUGGAGGGAGAGUCUGUCUCUGAGCUGGGAGCUGGACCAUCAGGUAGCAAUGGGGUGGAGGCGCUACAGCUUCUGGAGCAUGAACAGGCCACCACUCAGGACAACCUGGAUGACAAACUCCGCAAGUUUGAGAUCAGAGACAUGAUGGGUCUGACAGAUGACCGGGACAUCUCUGAGACAGUCAGCGAAACCUGGAGCACCGAUGUGCUUGGCAGUGAUUUUGACCCCAACAUGGAUGAAGAUCGGAUGCAGGAAAUAGCAGGGGCAGCUGCGGAGAACAUGCUCGGCAGCCUGCUGUGUCUUCCUGGCUCAGGUUCAGUGCUGCUGGACCCUUAUGGCUCCACCAUCUCAGAGACCACGAGUGAGGCCUGGAGUGUGGAGGUCCUGCCCAGUGACUCAGAGGCCCCAGACCUGAAACAGGAGGAGCGUCUGCAGGAGUUGGAGAGCUGCUCAGGGGUGGGUAGCACCUCAGAUGACACAGAGGUCAGAGAGGUCAGCUCGAGACCCAGCACACCAGGCCUCAGUGUUGUCUCAGGUAUCAGUGCAACCUCAGAAGACAUCCCCAACAAGAUAGAGGACCUGCGUUCAGAGUGCAGCUCAGACUUUGGAGGGAAGGACUCUGUGACCAGUCCAGAUGGGGAGGAGUCAGGCCACGGAGCACACCAUCUGACAUCUCCACCCUCACAGGCCGAUUCCUUACUGGCCAUGUUCGAUCCCCUCUCCUCUGGUGAAGGCUCCUCCACUGGAACAAUAGUGAGGCCCAAAGUGCACUAUGCCAGGCCCCCUCACCCUCCACCUGACCCUCCCAUCCCUGAAGCUAGUGCCCUGGGGCAGGAAACACGCCACUCUCUCUUCACGCCCCACUGCCUGGCCCAGGCCGAGCUGGAGCACACCAAGCAGCGCCACUCCUUCCCUGACAGGCUUGUCCGCAGCCGCAGCUCUGACAUUGUGUGCCCAGGCCGCCGGCCCACAAGCGACCCCGGCCUUAACCGGCGGGUAGCAGUUGAAGAACGUGACCCUGCCGGGGCCUUCGCCUUAGGACCCUCCUCGUCCCCCAGCAAGGACUCCCUGAAAGGAGAGGCUGAGGACAGGAAAGACAGUGACGACGAGAAGUCUGAUCGCAACAGACCAUGGUGGAAGAAACGUUUUGUGUCUGCCAUUCCCAAAGCUCCAAUAGCAGCAUUUAGGAAAAGGGACAAACAGGAGAAAGAUGACAUUGCCCAGGAGCGUAUCCCACAAGAUGAACCAUUGCCCAGACAGAGCACUCAAGUGCAGGCAGCUGAAGACAUCCUGGACAAGUACAGGAACAUCAAGAGGCCCAGCCCGAGUGACGGAGCCACAGCUGGAGCUUCCUAUGAUGGUACCGGAGAUCUUUGUGUUGAAGACAGCGUGCAUGACUCUCCAAGAGAGGAUACUCUGCAGAACAUUUCCACAGAUGACCUCCCAGACUCAGCCAGCCAGACGGCACAGCAGCAUGACUCCAAGUUCUCUUUCAGUGAUGCAAAGAAGAAGCUGAGGUUGGCGUUGUGUUCUGCAGACUCAGUGGCUCUCCCCAUCAUGGCUCCUGCAACCACACGUAAUGGGCUGCCUGACCACAUGGAUCCUGAAGACAAUGAGAUCGUCUGCUUCCUGAAGGUCCAGCUCGCAGAGGCCAUCAACCUUCAGGAUAAGAACCAGAUGGCCCAGAUCCAGGAGACUACGCGCUGUGUCAGCCGCUUCGAUGCACGCACCUGCAGGAAGCUUCUGGCUGCCAUUGCAGAAGAUUACAGAAAGCGGGCACCAUACAUAGCUUAUCUAACCAGGUGUCGUCAGGGCCUGCAGACCUCUCAGGCCCAUCUGGAGAGGCUCCUCCAGAGGGUGCUGAGAGACAAGGAGGUGGCAAACCGCUACUUCACCACUGUCUGUGUACGGCUCCUUCUUGAACACAUGGAAUCCAAGAUGCUUGACUUUAUCAAGGCGUUCCAGGGGUGCACAGCGGCGGAUGACAAGACAGCAGCAGUCGAGGAUUUUCUGCGCUACUUGUAUGGUGCCAUGGCCCGUGAUGCCAUUUGGCAGUAUGCAAGUGAGGACCAGCUGCAGGAUGCCCAGAUGGCUAUUGAGCGCAGCGUUAUGAACCGCAUCUUCAAACUGGCCUUCUACCCCAACCAGGAUGGAGAUAUUCUCAGAGACCAGCUUUUCCAUGAACACAUCCAGCGGCUCUCAAAAGUUGUAACAGCCACUCAUAAAGCUCUUCAAAUCCCAGAGGUUUACUUGAAGGAGGCUCCCUGGCCUUCUGCACAGUCUGAGAUCAGGACCAUCAAUGCAUACAAGACGCCACGAGACAAAGUCCAGUGUAUACUGCGCAUGUGUUCCACCAUCAUGAACCUCCUCAGUCUGGCCAAUGAAGACUCCGUCCCUGGAGCGGAUGACUUUGUCCCUGUACUUGUCUUUGUCCUCAUAAGGGCAAACCCGCCCUGCCUGCUGUCCACCGUUCAGUACAUCAAUAAUUUCUACGCCAGCCGCCUGAGUGGGGAGGAGUGCUAUUGGUGGAUGCAGUUCACCGCGGCGGUGGAAUUCAUUAAGACCAUCGACGAUCGCAAGUGAAGCAGAACAGCCACCUGUAUGGGCAGACUGCGGGGGAAGGAGCCGGGAGACUGGGAGACUUCCCAACCAACUGCUCCCUCUGCACAGCUUAUAAAACCUGGCCGUUAGCCUGCUCUUUAUUGUAUAGCUUGUACAUAGCCAGAGACGUUGAAAGAUUACAAAAUAUAUAUUACUGUAUGUACGUGGACAAAUCCAGGUUUUAGCCGUGUUGAAAAAACGGCCUUGGGGAAAAAUUGGCAAGAUGUUAACUUUGAACCUGAUUUGGAUUUUUCCUUUUAUCUUUGUCUCUUCAGUCAUGUUUCACUUUUGGGGUCUGUAUUAGGAAUUUUAUAUACACGCAGUUACCAAUAUGACAUUAAAUCAACGUAAAAGAUAAUCCUAUAUAAAGGGACCAGACUUGCUUGAUGUGAUUACUGAUCUUCCCCCCCCCCCAAGUGAGAGGGAAGGGCUUCCAAUUAAAUUACAAUAUGAUGUUCAUUAAAUGCAUAGUAACGUGGGGAUUUACAGUGCGUGAUAGUUACUGAGGGAUUUAGUGACUCAUAAACACUGAAAUCAAUUCACAAUAACCAUACUACUCAUAAGGUUAGUGUAUCAAACAGUAGGGCAGCUUAUUCCAUAAAUUGUUUACUUCAUCUUAUUCUCAAAAACACUUGUCAGUGACAAUUUGGACAUAAGGGCCCGCAUAUUUAUAUGAAAUAAAAUGUAUUUAUUUCUGUAAUUCUAUUUAAUGCAUUGUUUAUCUAAUUUUAAAAAAAAUGAAAAUGCAUAUCAUGCCCAUUCAAGAUGUCUGAGGCAAGUGGCGACGUUAUACUAAACUUGCUAGAAAAGCUUGAGUUAGGAAGGCACCUUAGCAAUGAGUAGCCCUCUGGUGGGGAUGCUGGGCAGUCACGAUACAGGGUCAGUUCAUGCACAGAGGGGUUGGCGGCAUUUAUGGACAUAUUAAAAAUAGUGCCUUUGAUGUGGGGCGCUGUGUACAGGUAGUUAUAUUUGAGUUUUUUUUCUUUUUUUUCUUUCUUUUUUUAACCCGGCAUAAGCAUAAUCCCCCCCCCCCCCACUCCUCACUCACACACAGACGCUCUCCAAUGGGCCACCCACAUCUCACUGAGAAACCUUUCUCCAGCCCUCACUGCAGGAACUUGAGCAUCCCCACAUCACUGACUAUCAUGGCUCAACCCCUUUAAUACACUUGGGUUUGAACAGCUAUCCCCCUUUGGUAUUCUCGAUCCUACCUCAGAGUUGAAACCAAUGAGCCUGAUAUUAGUGUGGAUUCGGUUAACUGUCCUGCAUUGGUUGACAACAGAGUACUGGAUCAUUUUUGCACUGGUUUAAAAAAAAAAAAAAAAAAAAAAAAAAAAAUGGUGAGGGGAAGAGAGGAAAAGUUGGAUAUUGACCUGCUGUGAUGCUUGUUGUGGUCACAUCACCCUUAAUUAACACAAGCCUUUGUUAGCGAACAAAGACUCUUUAGUUUCAAACCUUAUACCUGUGAUGCCGCAUGUGUCCACAUGGGCAGACUAGCGAACUAUUGGAUAUUAGCUCUACCUCCUCAUAAGUUCAAGAAAGGGACUCGUGUUUAUGUGCACUUAUAUUUCUUUCUUCUUUCUUUCCCAAUUAGGCGUGCUGUGAUAUCCCAGUGUCAUUGUAUCUUUCUAAUUAUAGUACAAGCAUGUCUUUAAUUAUCCAGAAAUGACUAAAACUCCUUUAUUCUUGAAAUCCUCUGCUUCAUUUUUCUGCACAGACGUGCCACAUGUAUUAUAGUUUUCGAUAAUCCAUUUCUUUUCAUGGUAAAUGACCUGACAGCACAAUUCAUAGUAGGAUAGAAGAGCAAAUAAUCAACACUAUUGACUUGUUACUGACUUGCAGUUUAUGCUAAAGUGGUUGGUAUAGUACAUGAGUGUGGUUUUUGUCCAGUGAGUGUGUUUGAGACGAUUGCGUGAUUGGUUGACCCUCUGCCUCCUCUUGCAUGAAGUCAUUGAAUGGUCUGUACAUUCUCAGUCAUGAUGAACAGAAGAAUAGGAUUAGUAUCUGCCACAGGCCAGUAAUUGAACCUGCAAGAGGAUGCAAAGCUUCUCUUUGUGUCCAUGAUACUUGCAUAUCAGAACUCGAUUUAUUUUGCACAAAACAGAUGUCUUUUCCUGGAAAAUUUGACAGGGAGCAGUGCAUUUUGAAAUGUCAUUACUUUUGGCCUUUACAGUCGUAACAUUAAACAUAUUGUGAUUAAAAUAUUAGAGAGUAGCAAAGUUAAGCACCUGACUGUUACUCUCUCAAGCUGAUGAACAUCCACAUUUAUGAGCAACAUCACCAAUGCAUUUUUAUAUCCGUCUACAGUAGCACGUGCACCAGAUUCGUAUGUGCAGUACACUUCCCCGCAGAGUCUGUGUAAUCAAUUUGAUGAGAAAACCAUGCACUGGAAAAUCAAGUUGCAGGUUGCAUCUAUACUAAUUAAGUUUAUGUGAUGUCACUUUAAUUGGAAAUACAUACUGCACAAAUCUGAUGAAAUUAUUUGGACCUGGCUUAUGUUUCAGUGUUUCCUCAGAUAGCCGGUCACAUCAGCUACGAUAGACCCCAGUGAAGAACUGAUCAAAACAGCAAAUUAGUUGCACAAAAAUACAUACAGCACCUUUAAUUUUUAGCUCUGAUUGUACGAAAACGACUGGGCAGUGGUGUCAAGUAAACAGACUCAAGAGUUAGUCUGUUCUUCAAAGCUUUACUGCUCUGCUCCCUGUACAAUUAAGUUGAAAAGCUGAGCAGAGAAAAAACAAAGUUUUACAUCUUACAUCUAAUUUUACAUUUAAUUGUAAGCUUGCACAAUUAUGACAUGCGGGGAAAGCCGGUUUGUCUUUACUGUGAUUAAUGCGUUAUGUAAUUCUUUAAAAAUAAUAAAAGAAGCAGAAGUUU